GCAAGUUUGAUUUGCUUGGAUGUAGCUCAUAAAAAACAGGACGGUCGCUUCCGUCGCCAGGCCGGAGCGACCGAAGCCCCCCCGCACUCGUGUGCCUUUCUGUGAUUCCUCCAGUCUCUGUCGCAGCCUGGUGAUGACACUUUUAAGUUCUCUGGCCACUAAGGUCUCCCAACUGUCCUGUCCUGUCCUGUCCUGUCCUGCCCUUUUGUGUCCUCUCUCAUCUUGUCCUCACCGGGUGUCGUACAGGGUUAGGGGUUAUUGUUUUUCUAAUACAAUGGACCCCCACUAUUAAUGGGCAAUAAUGACCGGGCCGGACCGCGAAUAGUGAAAAUCUGCGGGUAAUUGACGCCCCUUGCAAUUUCGUGGAAGGAAAUGUAUUUUUUUUCUUUAAAUCUCAAAAAUUGGUGAAUAAACGGGGAUGAACAUCGACUAAACUUUUUCAGGGUUGCGUUUCCAAAACCACAAAAAGAAAAGACAACAUACCCCCCUGAAAUUGAAGAACAUUCUGAAAAAGUGAAAAAAAAAAUCAGCAGAACGGGCGGGUGCCAAAGCGCGAGUAUGUGAAGGUCCACUAUAUUUGUUUUUCGACAUCCGCUUCCAUCCAGAGAAACACCAGCGAGCUUUUAACGGGAAGAAAUCAAAGCGCAGACAGGGAUUUUCCUUUUCACCGGCCGCUUGUUGACCUUUGACAUUUGCCGUUGUCGACUUUAUCGGUCAGACGACGGCCGCUCGACAGCCAAGCAGCAGCCGGAUGUCAUCGAAGGUGGUCCUCGACGACGACGUCGCCACGGCGACGGUGGCAUCCAAUCAGACGAGCGCGUCAGGUUGCUGCUGCUCACCUUGCGGGGCCAUCAAGGGCGCCGUCGCCGCUGUCCUCGGGACUGUUCAGAUCCUGGUGGGCGUGGCCAACGUGGGCUUGGGGGCGGGCAGGACGCGGACUCGUCCCGGAGAUUUCGCCGGUCUGGGAGCCGCUUACUGGAUCGGGGCCGUGUUUGUCACGACGGGAGUUUUGUCGGUUUUGUCAGGCCAGUGCCCAUCCUGCUGCUUUAAUAGCUUGACGGUGACCGCGAACGUGUCGUGCGCCGUCCUGUCUGCGGUGGCCGUGGUUCUGUACGCGUUGGACCUGGCGGCUCUGUCCGCGGAUUUGUUUUGCGGCGACGGGUGGUACGACAACGGAUGCCGAGAAGCGGCCUCGUACGCCGUCAGGUUGACUCGAGCGAUGGACAUCACGCUGCUGGUUUUGGCACUUUUGGUGCUUUGCGCCAGCGUACUUGCCGCCAUCGCCGCCGCCGUUGCCGCCGCGCCGCCGGCUCAGGUGCGCACGCAGCAUGCCACAACUCCAACACUUGACCGGAAAGUACACGAUUACGACUGGAGAACUCUUCACAACAGUGCAAACUUCCAGUCCUUCUUUUCAUUUUCACUAAAUAAUGCAAACUGCUUAUUACUCACAGAAUUCUAGUUGAUUUUUUUUUUAAAUAGUAACGUUAAGAGAUGAAAUUAUGAGAUUAAAUGUUUCUUUUUUCCAAGAAAGAAGUGUAUCAUAUUGUCAAAUUAAAGAUGGAUUUUUUUUCAAGAAAAAAAGUUUGUAACAUUAAAAUCAUGUUUUGUUUAUUUAAAAUCUUUUUUGGGUGAAAACAAAACAAAACAUAAGAUUACGAGAUUACAUUUUUUAACAUUGUUUCUCGUGUGAUGAUGAGCAAUUUCUUUUUUCAACGUUUUGCGACGUUUGGGUUGACAUUUAUUUUACAUUAAAGUAAUAUUUUAUUUCAAAUAUCAACUCAUGAUAUUACGAUAGAGGUAUUUCGUUUAGGACAAAAAAAAAGCUUUAAUAUUGCCAGAUUAAGUCGCAUCAUUUUAAAGAAAAUAAAAGUUGUAUAAUUACAACAUUAUUGUCAUAAUAUUUUAAAGACAAAGUGGUAAGAUUAAAAAUGUAUUUUUGUUUAAAAGAAAAAUGUCGUAUUAGAUUUCAAUUUCUUUUCAAACAUAGUUGCAAUAAUAAAAGAUUAAAAUCAUUUUUUUAAAAAAAAGAAAAGACAUAAUUUGAGAGUAUUAGAAAGUUUUCAUAUUUGAAAAGAUAUAUAAUAAGAAUUUUAAAGAAAGUCAUUUUAAAGUAAAUGUAACGAUCCUAAAGUCAUAAUACUGAAAAAAUCUAAAGUAAAAAGUCAUUGUAAUACAACAUUAAAAAUUUUUUUUUAUUUUUUUUUUAGUAUUGUGAGAUUAAGUUGUACUUUUUAAAGAGAAAAAUAGUCAGAAUAUAAAAAACCAAAUCAAAUUGUAAGACUGUUGAGGUGUUGGACUUUGGAGGUCGCCGUUAUCCACGGUAGUGGCUAAAAUAACCUCAACUCAACUCGAGUUAAGAUAAACUCUCCUUGUUUUGUGGCUGCAGCGUGAUGAGGAGGUUGAAGAAUUCCACCCGGGGGUGAAGGUGUUCCUCCUGGACCUGGACCGGGACCACCCUGCUUUAAAGCUACCACAACGACCGCCGGGAAGAAUCCAAAUGUACAAUCUCGCUUCGUAAAUAUAUUACU
Molecule: messenger RNA, 2531 nt
Organism: Phyllopteryx taeniolatus (common seadragon)
Lineage: Eukaryota; Metazoa; Chordata; Actinopteri; Syngnathiformes; Syngnathidae
Exons: 6
Coding region: 752-1462 (236 amino acids)
Cellular component (GO): membrane
Source: RefSeq, a predicted model, not a curated record